Messenger RNA from Ipomoea nil (Japanese morning glory), 1940 nucleotides. Its product is annotated as inositol-tetrakisphosphate 1-kinase 3-like. NCBI's taxonomy places the organism in Eukaryota, Viridiplantae, Streptophyta, Magnoliopsida, Solanales, Convolvulaceae. Gene Ontology annotation, biological process: inositol trisphosphate metabolic process. Gene Ontology annotation, molecular function: inositol-1,3,4-trisphosphate 5-kinase activity; magnesium ion binding; inositol-3,4,5,6-tetrakisphosphate 1-kinase activity. The record is from RefSeq and is a predicted model, not a curated record. Gene Ontology annotation, cellular component: cytoplasm. The coding region runs from base 367 to 1425 and encodes 352 amino acids. The transcript has 10 exons.
AAUUUUACUGUACGCAUUUUGUUCGCACUCUUCUUCUUCGUCUUUCUUCUUCUUCUCUUUCAUAUUAACAACUCUUUCUCUUUCUCUCUCUAUAUAUAUGUGUGUUUAUAUAGGUACGCAUUUGUAUGUGAUCACUUUGGGGUUCUCUUAGAUUCUGCGGACGGAAAUAAUCUCCGGAUAAUCCGAAUUCAAAUCGGUUAAAUAAAUUUUUCCGAACGGGAGGAAUACAAUACGAGCGAAAAUAAUUAGUUAUUGAUUUGAUUUUUCUUCUUUUUUAAAAUAAAAAUUUGAAUUAGGGAUUUUAUUUUUGGUAGCGUGUGUGUAUAUAUAAAGGGCUGCCUAGUGAGGUGUUUUUUUUUCUUGGAAAUGAAGAUGGGAGGUGGGAUUGUUGGGUUUGAGGAGGUGGCCAUGGCGGUGGUGGAAGAGGAGCGGGAGAGAAGGGAAGAAAUGGGGGAGAUUGCGGCGGCGCAGAAGAAGUAUGCGGUGGUGGGCGGAGGGUUUCCGCAGGCGCAGCCGGGGAAGGUGGUGGUGGUGGGGUAUGCUCUUACUUCUAAGAAAGUUAAGAGCUUUUUGCAGCCCAAGCUUGAAAGUUUAGCUAGGAACAAGGGAAUACUUUUUGUUGCUAUUGAUGAAAGCAGACCCCUUUCAGAUCAGGGUCCUUUUGAUAUUGUACUCCACAAGUUAACAGGAAACAAGUGGCAGCGUAUACUAGAGGAAUAUAGGCAGACCCAUCCAGAUGUUACAGUCCUAGAUCCUCCAGAUGCGAUACAGAAUGUAUAUGAUCGCCAAUACAUGCUUCAAGAUGUUGUAGACUUGAAUUUCUCAGAUGGAUAUGGUAAAGUUGAUGUUCCUAGGCAGUUGGUUAUUGAGUAUGAUCCUUCCUCCAUUCCAGAUGCAGUGACCAAAGCGGGGCUGAGAUUACCUCUCGUCGCGAAGCCGUUAGUUGCAAAAUCACAUGAGUUAUCGCUAGCCUAUGAUAAGCUAUCCCUUCAGAAACUUGAACCACCGCUUGUUCUGCAAGAGUUUAUCAACCAUGGUGGUGUCAUGUUUAAGGUUUAUAUUGUCGGAGAAGCAAUUACGGUGGUCAGGAGAUUCUCGCUACCCGAUGUAGGUAGACGUGAGCUGUCAAAAAACGACGGUGUUUUUCGUUUUCCAAGGGUUUCUUGUGCAGCUGCUUCUGCAGAUGAAGCAGAUCUAGACCCGUGUGUUGCUGAACUUCCCCCACGGCCCUUGCUCGAGAGACUUGCAAGGGAGCUGCGUCGACGACUGGGUCUUCGGCUCUUCAACCUGGAUAUGAUUCGAGAAAAUGGAACAAAGGACCGGUACUAUGUCAUAGAUAUCAAUUAUUUUCCAGGGUAUGGGAAAAUCCCAGAAUACGAGCACAUAUUCACCGAUUUUCUCCUCAGCUUGGUGAAGCACAAGUAGAAACGAGAGAUUCCUGCCACGACAUGUAGUCGGGGGCAGCUCAAGUUUUGAAAAACAUGGAACAACGCCACGCCACGCCACAUCUCACUAAACGGCCUUCACAAGUGACCAUCCACAUUGCCGCAAAUUCCAGAAGUUGGUCUGGGAAAAUUUGCCAAGCAAUCGCGUUCUUGUACUGCUGGCCAAGGGGAUGCGCCUACAGAAGCAGGUCCCUCGCUCGAAUUCGAUUCUAAAGAACAAUAAAUCUUUUUUUUUUUUUUUUUUUUUUUUUUUUUUUUGGUUUUGUUUUUUAUGUUUUGGAGUAUAUUCAUUCUUUUCCCAGGGUUUGGGAAGGGUGGGUGUUGGGUGUUUUUAUUGUCUUCAUGGAUGCUGUUUUGGUAGAUGGAUUCAUGAAGGUGGAUGGCCAUGUAAAGUUCACUUUUACAUCUGUACUGAAAGUACAAGUGGUUUAAAGCACCCUGCAAAUUCCCUUUUCAUGGUGGAAUAAAUGAGUAUACAUUCUUUAUUUCAUGUCA